AGUUGGCGAGUUCUAGCAUUUUUCAAUUGCAAUAGCUAGCGGUCUGGGUGUCCUUGGAGCUUCUCCAAUACAACAGAACACAAUCCCCCUCGAAAUGAAGAUAAUGGUGGCCGUGAAGCGAGUCGUCGACUACGCCGUGAAAAUCCGAGUCAAACCCGACAAAACUGGCGUGGAGACCCAUAACGUGAAGAUGUCGAUGAACCCCUUCUGCGAGAUUGCGCUGGAGGAGGCUCUGCGAAUCAAGGAGUCGGGCCUGGCCUCGGAGGUCGUGGCGGUCAGCAUGGGCCCAGCGCAGUGCGUAGACACUCUCAGAACUGGGCUCGCCAUGGGAGCUGAUCGGGGCAUUCAUGUGGAGGACACAGGGGCUCUGUACCCGCUCUCUGUUGCCAAGCUUUUGAAGGCGCUUGUGGAGGUUGAAAAUCCCGGUCUUCUCAUUCUUGGCAAGCAGGCCAUAGAUGAUGAUUGCAAUCAAACAGGGCAAAUGGUGGCUGGGCUUCUUGGUUGGCCACAGGGGACCUUUGCUUCCAAGGUUGUACUGGACAAGGAGAACCAAGUAGCAACAGUGGAUAGAGAAGUGGAUGGCGGCCUUGAGACCUUGUCUUUAAAUUUACCAGCUGUAAUCACCACUGAUUUGAGGUUGAAUCAGCCGAGGUAUGCAACACUUCCCAACAUAAUGAAAGCAAAGUCAAAGGUCAUAAAGAAGCUGACUCCACAGGAACUAAAGGUGGAAAUCAGAUCGGAUUUAGAGGUUGUUCAGGUCACCGAGCCUCCCAAAAGAAAAGCAGGGGUUAUCGUUUCUUCCGUGGACGAGCUUAUUGACAAGCUCAAGAAUGAAGCUCAUGUCAUUUGAUUAUUUUAUACCUUCUUAAUCAAACUUCAACAACCAUUUACUGAUCUGUUGCUCCUAUUCUUUUUGUUUUUUCCCUUUUUACUCUGGAGCUUGAGCAGUUGCUUCUGGCCACUGAUAUUGUAAGGUCAAAAAUACGGAAAUGAAACUGUAAAAGGAAUCUGAAUGCCAGUUAAAAAAAAGUUUUUCUUCU
Juglans microcarpa x Juglans regia is the source of this 1040-nucleotide messenger RNA. Its product is annotated as electron transfer flavoprotein subunit beta, mitochondrial. The transcript is spliced from 5 exons. Gene Ontology annotation, cellular component: cytosol. Gene Ontology annotation, molecular function: electron transfer activity. The record is from RefSeq and is a predicted model, not a curated record. The coding region runs from base 95 to 850 and encodes 251 amino acids. Lineage: Eukaryota; Viridiplantae; Streptophyta; Magnoliopsida; Fagales; Juglandaceae.